This is a messenger RNA of Daldinia vernicosa, 1133 nucleotides long. RefSeq lists its product as uncharacterized. The transcript has 2 exons. Bases 116 to 766 code for a protein of 216 amino acids. NCBI's taxonomy places the organism in Eukaryota, Fungi, Ascomycota, Sordariomycetes, Xylariales, Hypoxylaceae. The record is from RefSeq and is a predicted model, not a curated record.
UCUCAACUUGUUCUUCAUGUAAACUUUGUUGAACAAAUCACCUACCGAAUUGCUCAUGAAUCAGGAUUAAGAUCAGGGAAUCCAUCAAGAAUUGACAACUUAUUAUCCACUGGUCAUGGCACCUAAGAGACCUCUUGAAACGGAUGCCACAGCCACACCGGCAGCAAAAAAGCUCCGCAAAGGCUUCCGAGUAGGUCCAGAAAACUUACCGGAUGGUCCUUGGAGGAGAAAAGUUGAUAAAAUAAAGAGGGACCUCAUUCAUAAAGCAAAGGUCAAAAAGGCAUACAAGAAGAUAAAAGCUGCGGAGCAAGCAUCUUCUAAACCUAACACUACUCCCGCCACUGAGGAUACAAAUGCAAAUGCAAAUGCAGACAUAGAUGUAGAAGCAGAAGCAGACCCACCAUCGCCUCAACUCCACCCAGAGAGGCAGGCUAUGCUGGACGUAGAUGAGGAGCAAGCAGAGCCCUCCUCUCCACCUCCGUCAGGAGACCGCCCCCCGCGCCAGAGGAAACAGAAAGUCCGCAAGCCUGGCUAUUUCGACAAAGCGGUAGCCGACGGGGACCGCAAAAAGGCGGAGGCUGAAGCGCGCGCCCAGGAGAUUGCGAGACGGAAUGCGGAGCGGGAAAGUAAGAUCGCAGAGCGCGAGAAGUUUAGGAAGGCCAUGGCGAAGGCACGGAAGCCAGGGCGAGAUGGCCAGCGAAAACUUGGUCGUGAAAGCGGGUUAUUGCUCGAGAAAGUGAAGAAAAUGGUCGGAGGUGCGAAGUAAAAGGCUUCAUCUCGGUAGCGACAUCGUGGCUACUUAAGGACAACCGAUCAAAUGAACUAUUCGACUGUCUUACGGUUUACCUACUGCAGUCAACCUCGAGGCAUGGUCCACUUAAAGUUAAGCUGUACACCACUAUAUACAACAAGGUCAAGACAUCAUGAGAUAAUCUCAGGCAAGUUUGCUAGGCUUACUGCAUCCAUGCUGCGAAGAAGCCACAAGACGAAGAGCUCAGUUCGCGUGGGAAAUUAAGGAUUCCAGCCGAGUUUAGGUUAUAGGGAGAAAACUUGGAAGCACGACCGAUUCGCCUCGGUACGCUUCGCCUCAUAAUUCAAUAAGUUAGCCUUUUAAGCUGACCAUAUUAAGCACA